This is a messenger RNA of Acomys russatus (golden spiny mouse), 955 nucleotides long. It is a transcript of the gene Nxt1, whose product is annotated as nuclear transport factor 2 like export factor 1. The coding region runs from base 244 to 666 and encodes 140 amino acids. Gene Ontology annotation, cellular component: nuclear pore central transport channel. The record is from RefSeq and is a predicted model, not a curated record. Gene Ontology annotation, biological process: protein import into nucleus. Lineage: Eukaryota; Metazoa; Chordata; Mammalia; Rodentia; Muridae. The transcript has 2 exons.
CAGAUCGCGGCACGCCGCGCGCGGGAAGCCGCUACCGGCUCCUAACCGUUCGCCCCCUCCCGAUCGUCGGUGCUUCAGGCGGGGCUUCUGCGAGGAGGAGGAGGAGGGCAGGAGCGUAACUCUCCUGGCCCGGGACCGCGGACGAGGCGGGACCCGGGGCCGAGUCGCCUUGGCGGUGCUGACCGGGACGGAACAGCCCCCAGGGAGGCACGCUGGCAGAGGCCUCUGGCAGCAGAACCAGAGAUGGCAUCAGUAGAUUUCAAGACCUCUGUGGACCAGGCCUGCAGAGCUGCAGAGGAGUUUGUCAAUGUCUACUACACCACGAUGGACAAGCGGCGGCGGCUGCUGUCUCGCCUGUACAUGGGCACGGCCACUCUAGUGUGGAACGGAAAUGCUGUUUCAGGACAAGAAUCCUUGAGUGAGUUUUUUGAGAUGUUGCCUUCCAGUGAGUUCCAAAUCAAUGUGGUAGACUGCCAGCCUGUCCAUGACGAAGCUACACCAAGCCAGACCACAGUCCUUGUGGUGAUCUGUGGGACAGUGAAGUUUGAGGGUAACAAACAGCGGGACUUCAACCAGAACUUCAUCUUGACUGCCCAGGCCUCACCCAGUAACACAGUAUGGAAGAUAGCAAGUGAUUGCUUCCGGUUCCAGGACUGGGCCAGCUAGUGGGGGUGACAAAGGCUGCUUGGCUUCAGCCCAGCUCUGGAGAAUUGCCAGUCUCAAAUCUCAGGAUGUGGAGAACACACGUUCACUUUUGUGGUCACAGCAGCACUACAAACUGGAUGUUCGACUCCUAGAAACCCCUUUCCUGGUUAUAUAUACUGGUUUGUCAUAGUUGCCUUUUGAAAGUAGUAAACUUUCUAUUUUUCUACUUACUCGGUAGAGACCCUGUUUCUGGAAAUUGACAAAUAAAUAAUAUAAAUGUUGUUUCUCUGCCUGAUGUGUCUAAAUCUUG